Messenger RNA from Aspergillus nomiae NRRL 13137, 1440 nucleotides. Its product is annotated as putative guanine deaminase. NCBI's taxonomy places the organism in Eukaryota, Fungi, Ascomycota, Eurotiomycetes, Eurotiales, Aspergillaceae. The transcript has a single exon. Gene Ontology annotation, molecular function: hydrolase activity, acting on carbon-nitrogen (but not peptide) bonds. The record is from RefSeq and is a predicted model, not a curated record. Bases 1 to 1440 code for a protein of 479 amino acids.
AUGCCGGACUCAUAUAUCCAUAUCAAAGGGGCAACGGUGCUCUCUAUGGAGGCAUCUGGCAGAGAAGUCCUAGAUAAUUGCGAUGUUCUCAUAGAGGAUGAGUGGAUCAAGGCCGUUGGCCCUGAAAUUUCUCCACCGACAGAAGGGAAGGUGGUCACCAUCAACGCAGAAAACUGCAUCAUUACUCCCGGGUUCGUCGACGGCCACCAUCACAUGUGGCAGCAUCUCCUACGGGGGAUCACCGUGGACUGGUCACUUUUCGGUUAUUGUUGUCAUCUGCGGACCGUUUAUGGGAGUUUGUACGAACCAGAUGAUGUUUACUUCGCUAAUUAUGCGGCCGCUUUGAGCCUCCUAAACAACGGCGUCACAGCUGUCCUUGACCACUCCCACAUAAUGAACUCCCCAGCACAUGCUGAUGCAGCUGUAAGGGGCCUCAAAGAUGCUGCUAUCCGAGGGACAUUCUGCUAUGGGUUCUACCAGAACCCCACAGUACCCGGGGAUCUCGCCAGUAUGGCAACGGAUCCAUUUGACAAAGCCGCUCGGAUCAAAGAUGCUCUCCGUGUACGCCAGGAACAUUUCCCAAACAAUGAUCCAAAAGGUUCCCUACUCACUUUUGGAAUUGCUUUGGAUGAGGCGCCGAUGCAGUCUCGAGAACAGAAUAUCGGGGGGUUGGAGAUGGCGAGGAAGCUGGGCGCUAGGAUCAGCACUGUGCAUACUUCGGUGGUAUCUCAUGGGGGACCAAAGGCUGAAGUCAUCGAGCAAUUUGCUGACGCAAACUUGAUGGGACCGGACCUCGUGUUUAGUCACGGAGGUUGGAUGACCGAUGGAGAACUUGCUGCGGUGCAGAGUUCUGGAGCUGGUAUUGUCGCGACGCCCGACACGGAGCUGCAGAUGGGCAUGGGAUAUCCUGUGGUAUGGAAGGCGAGCGAUGUGGGCUGCCGGACGUGUCUUGGACUUGACAUUACGUCGAAUCAGGGGAAUGAUUUCAUGGCCCAGAUGAGGCUGGCACUGCAGACACAAAGAGCUCGUGAAUAUGCGCAUACGGUACACAGACAGGUCGGCAGAAAAACGGCGGAUGUAUUACGCAUGGCGACCUUGGGGGGAGCGGAGGUUAUGCAGAUGGAGUCGCUGAUCGGUUCUAUCGUUCCCGGUAAAAAGGCUGACCUGGUGAUCUUCCGUUGUGACGAUAUUGACACGGUGCCUGUGACGGACGCUGUCGCGACUGUUGUCUUCCAUGCAUCAUCGAAGAAUAUCGACACCGUCAUUGUUGAUGGAAAAAUUGUUAAACAGGACGGUCAUCUUGUUGGUGUAGACUGGGAGUCUUUGCGCGGUGAGCUAAUAAACAGAUCGCAACGGCUGAGGGACCAAGCAGCCAAGGUCGAUAUGCAAAAGCCGGAAUCGGAGUUCCGCUCCAUAUUCGAGAGGGCCAUGCAAGAAUGA